UUCUUAUAAAUGUGUUUAAAAGCAUGAAUUUAAUGGUGAAAGUGAAAACUAUGAAGAAAUGUAGAAGUCGUUGUGUCCACUGGAUCUAUUACGUCUCUGUGUAACUUUGUGUCCAACACCUUGUGCUUUAAGAUUACUUCUCACAAGCUGCUCCGACAUGGAAGACUCCCUGGACGACACGUCGGAUCUCUUCUCUCAUCCAGAUUUGUGGGAAAAUCAAAGCUUCUUGUUCAACAUGACGGCUGCCAACAAAAGCUCUGUUUUGGAGGCCACCAUGUCGCCGGUGAUGAAUACAACCAUCAACAUACUCAUGCUAAUCAUCGUUUUCAUCACGAUGGUUUCGCUGGGAUGCACCAUGGAGUUGUCCAAGAUGAAGCGUCACAUAGUGAAACCUAAAGGGGUGGUGAUAGCAGUGCUGGCACAGUAUGGUGUCAUGCCUCUAAUAGCAUUUUGCCUGGUUAAGGCCUUCCAGCAGACUGGAAUCACGGCUGUGGUGGUUAUGAUCUGCGGCUGCUGUCCUGGAGGAGUCCUCUCCAACAUCAUGGCCCUGGCUCUGCAGGGAGACAUGAACCUCAGCAUUUUGAUGACGUCCUGCUCCACGUUGCUGGCUUUUGGCAUGAUGCCUCUGCUGCUCUUCCUCUACUGUCGGGGCUUCAACCUGCAGAAUGUCGUACCCUACGUCGACAUCACCAUAUCGCUGGUCAUGAUCCUCAUACCCUGCGGCAUCGGCAUCCUCAUCAACCACUACAGGCCGCAGUACACCAAGACCAUCUCAAGGGUGGGCCUCACUUUCAUGGUAAUUGCUGUGUUGGGGGUCCUCAUCGUUUGCACUUUUGCCGUCGGAAGCUCAGUCCUGACGGUGCUGUCUCCUCCCCUCAUGGCCACCAGCGCUCUCAUGCCCUUCAUAGGCUACUCCUUCGGAUACAUCAUCUCCUCGAUCUUCAGACUCAACCAAUCGGAGAGGAGGACCGUUUCGAUGGAAACAGGCUGUCAGAACGUCCAGGUGUGCUCCACCAUUCUGAAACUGGCCUUUCCCGUGGAGGUGAUCGGCCCUUUGUUCCUGUUCCCCAUGGUCUACGGAGUCUUCCAGAUUGUGGAGGCGGGGCUACUCAUCCUGCUGUUCAGGUGUCACCAAAGAUUCACACUCAACAAGAAAGAGAAAUACCAGCCAGCCAUCACUGAGGACCAAAAGAAAGAGGCCUCUGAGGAGAGUGUAUGACGGACGCAUGUAAAUAUAAUUUUUACUAAUGUGAACACUUUCUGACCAAAGUGUCUGCUGCAACUCUAGCAACAAAUGAUGUAUAACUGCAGGACAUCCAUUUUGUGCCAAGUCCUUUUUGAUUAUGAGAUUUAUACGUAUAACCUGAAUUUAUCUUUGUAUAUUUUUCAUUGUUUCAGUCCACCAUAGAAACAUCCAUCAUAUUUUUCACUGAAAAUAAAAUCCUUACGUACAAAAAUGUUGCUUUUUUUGUUUUCAAACUCUUGUCUACAAGUUCAUUUAAACCACAGUAACAGACACAGUACCUACACACAUUCUUGGAAUUACAUUAUACACACUGUAUGUAAAACAAAAGUCAGCAAUGCUGUACACAAAACCCUAAUCCAAAAAAUAAAAAUGUAAUUACAAUGCUAGAAUAAACUGCAUUCUUUAAACAACAUUUUUGAAUGUUGAAAUCAAAGUGUUGACCUUAUCCUCAAAGUAGUUUUACAUCUGCCAUCAAAAUAAAAGUGGACAGUCAACGGCAAGAAGAUGUAAGAUCCAUCACAUUAACAGUUCAUUUACUGUACAGCUGUUUAACUGUUGAACUCUGUGCACAUCUGCAGUGUUUCUUGAUACUGCCAAUAAUACAACUCUAAAUUUUGAUCAAACAAAAAUCACAUGCAGGUAUAGAUAUCUCACACACACACACACACACACACACCAGCUGUCCAAGC
This is a messenger RNA of Anarrhichthys ocellatus (wolf-eel), 1935 nucleotides long. RefSeq names its product sodium/bile acid cotransporter-like. Gene Ontology annotation, cellular component: membrane. Lineage: Eukaryota; Metazoa; Chordata; Actinopteri; Perciformes; Anarhichadidae. The coding region runs from base 158 to 1219 and encodes 353 amino acids. Gene Ontology annotation, biological process: bile acid and bile salt transport. Gene Ontology annotation, molecular function: bile acid:sodium symporter activity. The record is from RefSeq and is a predicted model, not a curated record. The transcript is spliced from 7 exons.